Messenger RNA from Alosa alosa (allis shad), 1883 nucleotides. Its product is annotated as zinc finger protein 90-like. Gene Ontology annotation, molecular function: RNA polymerase II cis-regulatory region sequence-specific DNA binding; DNA-binding transcription factor activity. The transcript is spliced from 4 exons. Gene Ontology annotation, biological process: regulation of transcription by RNA polymerase II. Lineage: Eukaryota; Metazoa; Chordata; Actinopteri; Clupeiformes; Clupeidae. Bases 63 to 1328 code for a protein of 421 amino acids. The record is from RefSeq and is a predicted model, not a curated record.
CCUUCGUUCAGGAAGAAAUAAUAAUAACAAACAUUCCAACAGUCUUAUUUUUGUUUAGCCGAAUGCAUAUGUUGCACACAAUGAUUACGGCGUCUAACCCACACUUUAGGGGUAAAAUUUCUUCUCUUUUAGAGGAGUUGUUGGCAGCUGCUGUGACGGAAAUCUGCGAGCUAUUUGAUAAUGAAUUUGCUAAUGUUACUUUACGUGCGGAAUGUCCCAGAUGUAAGCACUCUAAGGAAGUCGAAAAAAGAUCACACUCAACACCACAUCGUAACAAUUCUUCUGGGGACGUCCAUAGGUUCACUUCUAGAGACGAGGAUGCUCAGAGAGGUUGCAGUCGCGGAGAAUAUGAACGAAAUACAAAUGCAGACGCGGGAGCUCAGCAAACCACACCGCAGUGCAGCCAGUGGGACAUGGGUGCUAACAAUGAACACUCCAAACAUGGCAAUAAAGAAAUGGGUACAAAGAUAGAGUUGUUGUCCAUCAAACAGGAAGUUGUGGAAGAAUCUGACUUUCAGACAGACGGGGACGAUGGACAGGAAGGAGUGACCGGGUCAGAUAUCGCGCUGCCGGAUCCCACUCUGGACAUGAGCACAUCGCUGUCUCCGCGGGCAGGACCGCAGUGGCUCCCUCAUGGGCCGUACAUCCAUGCUGACGGCAACUGUGAAGCUAAAUUUGAAUCGGAGAAUAGCCAUUCCAGUUCUACUAACAAGGACGAAGUAAGCGAGAACAGUGGCCAUGGCUGUUUAGACCAUUACCUUGACCAGCAGCAGACGAGCCUGUGGGUGAGCGACAUGGCGGCCGGUCCUCACCAUCAAGACGAGGCGCAGGGGGAGGACGUGGAUCUUGGGAGUUCACUCUUCUCCCGCUGGUCAGUGUCUCCGCUGAGGAAUCAGGCAUAUCUGCACAAGCAGUGGCCGAGGAGCAGAAAGCCGCCUGGGCCUGUGAGCGCGUGUAACGUGAGUCUGUCAGGCGCUGUCUCCUUAGACGUAAGGACCGUCGGUUCUGGGAAUCAGCUGCACUCACCUUUGACUCUCACAGCAGACCAGGAGAGGAGAUUCACCUGCCCGAUAUGUGGGAAGAGACUCUUGUCUGAGCAGACACUCAAGUCUCACCAGAAGGUCCACACGGGAUACGCACCACAUCAGUGCAACCAGUGUGGAAAGAGGUUCUCUCGACUGGAGAACCUCAAAGUGCACCAGAACAUCCACACAGGACUCAAACCGUACACCUGCAAAUUCUGUCUGAAGAAAUUCAACGCCCCAAGCAACUUCAACCGACAUAAACGUGCUUGUCUGAAGAGGAAGCUAGCCCAGUUCAGUUCAUAAUAGUUGGAAUCGAUCACUGUUUAGAACUAGUUUACAUUGAUGUUAGGCUCAGGUGCAAUGUGUGUGUGGUCUGUGUGUGUAUGCAUGUGUGUGUGGUGAAGUUUUGGUGUAUAGGGCUGAUUGAGACUGCCUGCGUGGCGUGAGUGUGGCGUUUCUGAUGCGUGGUGGCUGUGUGGCGUUUCUGAUGCGUGGUGGCUGUGUGGCGUUUCUGUUGCGUGGUGGCUGUGUGGCGUUUCUGUUGCGUGGCGGGUGUGUGGCGUUUCUGAUGCGUGGCGUGAGUGUGGCGUUUCUGAUGCGUGGUGGCUGUGUGGCGUUUCUGUUGCGUGGCGUGAGUGUGGCGUUUCUGUUGCGUGGCGUGAGUGUGGCGUUUCUGAUGCGUGGUGGCUGUGUGGCGUUUCUGUUGCGUGGUGUGAGUGUGGCGUUUCUGUUGCGUGGCGUGAGUGUGGCGUUUCUGAUGCGUGGUGGCUGUGUGGCGUUUCUGAUGCGUGGUGGCUGUGUGGCGUUUCUGAUGCGUGGUGGCUGUGUGGCGUUUCUGUUGCGUGGUGGCUGUGUGGC